Molecule: messenger RNA, 1894 nt
Organism: Paramormyrops kingsleyae
Lineage: Eukaryota; Metazoa; Chordata; Actinopteri; Osteoglossiformes; Mormyridae
Source: RefSeq, a predicted model, not a curated record
GACGGGGCAGUGCUCCGGGAUUUCGGGCUGUUUGGGAAGCCGCUGCGUGAAGCAGGUGACGCUGACAGGACCUCAGGGAUGUGCAAUGGCAUCGGUGCGGGUCGCCGUCCGCGUCAGGCCCAUGAACAGACGGGAAAAGGAUUUAUCUGCCAAAGUCAUCAUUCACAUGGAGGGGAACAAGACGUCUGUAACCAACAUAAAGAUUCCCGAAGGCAUGUCAGGCGAUUCCGUACGGGAACGGGUCAAGACCUUCACGUAUGACUUCUCCUAUGAUUCCGGUGACGGAAGAAGUGCUACCUUUGUGUCUCAGGAGAAGGUCUUCAAGGACUUGGGUUCCGAUGUCCUCAAGGCUGCUUUCGAGGGUUACAAUGCCUGCAUUUUCGCCUAUGGUCAGACAGGCUCUGGGAAGUCCUACACCAUGAUGGGAAACCCGGUAGGAUCCCUGAGGCUCCUUCUCCGCUUUGCUUUCUCUGACUGAUGCCAUCAGCACCAUAAGUUUGGUCCGGCCCACCACUGCAGCUGUCAUUGGGUCAAUGUAAUAAAUAAUCAGUUAAACACAUUCACACCUCAAAACUGUAAUAUCAGAAAAUUGUUAUAAGACAUGGAAAAUGUGUGUAUGCUCGCAGUGUGUAAAAGAGAAAACAUGCAUUUUAGUGAGCGAAAUAAUCGCCAAUCUCAAGAUUUUUAUUUGGUGUGUAGCAAAUGCUAUGAUUAGCAUGCAGGGGCUAAUAGUAUAUUUAAAGAAACAGUACUGUUUUAAGGUACUAAGGUAUCAAUCAAUCGCUUAACUAAUUAUCAAAAUAGUUUUUUUAAAAAUCAAUUAGAUAUUGAUUAGCCACACUAGGUAGGGUAGUGGUCGAGUCAAAAAAAAAUACAUGGAUGUACUGAAUGGUUGCCUCAAAUCCUGGAGUGAGUUUCGAAAUGGUUACGUUAACACCCUUUAACAGGCAUAAUAUCAUAGUUUUAUAUGCAACACGAAGAUCAUGUAAACAUCUCCAUUGACGGCAAAGAAUUUUGCAUAGCACUGCAUAUAGUAACUCAUAUAGCUUCCCAACGAUAAGAUCUGCUCAGAGGCUGACUUUCAUUAUGCAUUUUGGAGGGGGAAAAUCUUCACAGGUCUCAAGAUUUUUAUUUGGUGUAUAGCUAAUGUCAUUGUUAGUAUACAGGAGCUAAUUGUUUAUUAGAAGAAACAUUAUUGUUUAAUAUGGCAACCCAUAUAACCUGUCAACCAGCUGAGAGACUGACCUUCACUGUGCUCAAAGUCUCCUCUCCUCUGUGUGUGACCAGGAUGGGCAGAGAUGCAGUGAUAAUGUUGCAUGAAGAGACCUGCGGGCGCAGCGGCUAGCCACUGUACGCCGAGCAGCGGGAGGAAGGGGAGCUAACAGACUUAAUAAACACAUUUCCGCUAAUCGCAGAUUGUUCUGCGGUCUCACAUUUCCCGGCCCACGCGCAGGAAACGCGAGCGGCUGUUAAUUACAUUUCCACGACUCCGCGUGCCGCCAUCCUCGCAAGGUCACUUUGGGGAACCUUGUUGACAUGCGUGAUAAUCGUAUCUCCAGCUUUAAUAUUCAUGGUCCGCUGCCGAAAUCCGCGAUCGCCGAGAAUGUUUAUGGAAGCCGCGGUAACUUUAGAAGUCGCCACACCUGUUCUCAUGAAGGUGGCGUACACGCGCAGGGUCUUAUACAGGCACUGGGCCUUUAAAACCCGACUCGCGGCUCAGCUUCUCUCACAUGACAUCAGGUGGGUUUCUCUUGGCUUGGUCUUCAGUAGCGACUUUGUCAGGCUGCCACUUUUUACGACGUUGAUCUAGUCCUAUUUCCAGCUGUAAAGAUGUCGCGAUGCUCGCUUGGGCUUUUAUUGCGACAUUUGCGAGAAGCACAGUAUGCUUAAACUG